This is a messenger RNA of Pezoporus occidentalis (night parrot), 8052 nucleotides long. It is a transcript of the gene BICD2, whose product is annotated as BICD cargo adaptor 2. NCBI's taxonomy places the organism in Eukaryota, Metazoa, Chordata, Aves, Psittaciformes, Psittacidae. Bases 254 to 2788 code for a protein of 844 amino acids. Gene Ontology annotation, molecular function: dynein light intermediate chain binding; cytoskeletal adaptor activity; dynein complex binding. Gene Ontology annotation, biological process: microtubule-based movement; retrograde vesicle-mediated transport, Golgi to endoplasmic reticulum; protein localization to Golgi apparatus. The transcript has 7 exons. The record is from RefSeq and is a predicted model, not a curated record.
GGCCGUUCCUUUUGAAUGAUUUCACUGCGGUCGGCGCUUAGGGCGAGCAUCGCAGCAGCGGCGCUCGGGGAGCGGCGGCUCAGAGGGCGUUUCGCCCGCGGAUGGCAGCCCGAGGGGGCCGCGUCAUGGCUGUGCGUGGGCUGCGGUGCUGCUAGGAGCCGCACACGGGCUGCGUGUUCGCCCCCUCGCUCGCUCGCUCGCCCGCCCGCCCGCCGGCCGAGCCGGCUGGGAGCCGGCGGGUGCUCCCGUCGACAUGUCGUUGGCCAUGGAGGAAGAAGAAUACUCCAAGCUGCUGAUGGAAUCAGAGCCCGAGUGGCUGCGGAGCGAGAUCAAACGGCUGUUCCAGGAACUGGGCGAGACCACCCGGGAGAAGAUCCAAGCGGCGGAGUACGGGCUGGCCGUACUGGAGGAGAAGCAGCAGCUGAAGCAGCAGUACGAGGAGCUGGAGCUGGAGUACGAGACCAUCCGCACCGAGAUGGAGCAGCUAAAGGAGGCUUUUGGGCAGGCCCAUACCAACCACAAGAAGGUAGCAGCAGAUGGAGAGAGCAGAGAGGAGACCUUGAUUCAGGAAUCUGCUACCAAGGAAGAGUACUACAUGAAGAAGGUUAUGGAGUUGCAGACUGAACUGAAGCAGCUCAGAAAUGUCCUUGCCAACACUCAGUCUGAAAAUGAACGCCUUAAUUCUGUUGCACAGGAGCUGAAAGAGGUCAAUCAGAAUGUGGAGAUCCAAAGGGCCCGUCUACGAGAUGAUAUUAAGGAAUAUAAAUUCAGAGAAGCACGUCUGCUGCAAGACUACACUGAGCUUGAAGAGGAAAACAUCUGUCUCCAGAAACAAGUGUCUGUUCUGAAGCAAAACCAGGUGGAGUUUGAAGGCCUGAAACAUGAAAUCAAAAGGCUUGAAGAGGAAACAGAAUUUCUCAACAGCCAGCUAGAAGAUGCCAUACGGCUGAAGGAGAUCUCCGAACGUCAGCUUGAGGAAGCCUUAGAGACACUGAAGACAGAGCGGGAACAGAAGAACACCCUUCGUAAGGAGCUCUCUCACUACAUGAACAUCAAUGACUCCAUGUACAACAGCCACCUAAAUAUUUCUUUAGAUGGUCUUAAGUUCAGUGAUGAGGCCACAGAGCCCAAUAAUGAUGAAAUCAUGAAUGGAUUCGAACAAAACUGCCUCAGCAAACUCAGCAAUGGCAAGAAUAGUACAUCAACACCCAAGAAAAAUGAAAGCUUCCCACCAGCCCCAAGUCUGGUUUCAGAUCUUCUAAGUGAAUUAAACAUUUCUGAAAUCCAGAAGCUGAAACAACAGCUUGUACAGAUGGAAAGAGAAAAGGUGAACUUGUUAACAACACUACAGGAAUUGCAGAAGCAGUUGGAAAAUACACGGGGGGCCCUCUCAGAGCAGCAUGAAAAGGUUGGCAGACUCACAGAAAACCUAAACGCAAUGAAGAAACUCCAGGUUAGCAAGGAACAUCAGUCUGCCCUUGACAAUGAGAAGGACAGAGACAGCCAUGAAGAUGGAGACUAUUAUGAAGUUGAUAUCAAUGGGCCGGAGAUCCUGGAAUGCAAGUACAAAGUGGCUGUGGCAGAAAUUACUGACCUAAAAGAAGAGCUCAAAAAUCUUAAGGCCAAAUACAAAGAAUGUGAGUCUAAGUAUGAGGAAGAGAAGAGCAGAUACGAGACCGAGAGCCAAGCUCUCACUGAAAAGAUCACCUCCCUAGAAAAAUCCAGUAGGUAUGACAGAGAACAGGUGGCCAGGCUGGAGAAGGAGCUGAAGAAAGUCAGUGAUGUUGCUGGAGAAACACAGGGCAGCCUCAGCGUGGCCCAAGAUGAGCUAGUCACCUUCAGUGAAGAACUGGCCAAUUUAUAUCACCAUGUCUGCAUGUGCAACAAUGAAACUCCAAACAGAGUGAUGCUGGAUUACUACAAGGAAGGUAAAGGUGGACGCAGUAGUCCAGAGGCCAAGGGAAGAAGGUCUCCCAUUCUCCUUUCUAAAGGGCUGUUAACUAUAGAGCUAGGAAAAGCAGAGAAUGGAAGUGGUGACAGCAGUCCAUCUCCAGUGUCAUUGCUGCCAUCACCUGUGUCAGAUCCUCAGAAGGAACCAAUGAAUAUUUACAAUUUGAUUGCUAUAAUCCGGGAUCAGAUCAAACACCUGCAAGCUGCUGUAGACAGAACCACCGAGUUGUCCAGGCAGCGUGUUGCCACUCAAGAACUUGGGCCAGUGGUGGACAAAGACAAAGAAGCACUCAUGGAAGAAAUCCUGAAGUUGAAGUCCCUGCUGAGCACCAAGAGAGAACAGAUAGCAACUCUGAGAACCGUACUGAAGGCCAACAAACAGACUGCAGAGGUAGCCCUUGCCAACCUAAAAAGCAAGUAUGAAAAUGAGAAAGCUAUGGUUACAGAGACCAUGAUGAAGCUACGAAAUGAGCUGAAGGCUUUGAAAGAAGAUGCUGCUACCUUCUCUUCCCUGAGAGCAAUGUUUGCUACAAGAUGUGACGAAUAUGUCACACAGUUGGAUGAAAUGCAGCGGCAGCUUGCAGCAGCUGAGGAUGAGAAGAAGACUCUGAACUCCUUGCUUCGGAUGGCUAUCCAGCAGAAACUGGCACUGACCCAGCGGCUGGAGCAUUUGGAGCUUGACCAUGAGCAGUCCAAAAGGGCACGUACAAAAUCUUCCAAAGCCAAGAGCAGUAACCCAGGCGUAAGUCAUAUUCAGUCCUGCGGAGACAGGUCUGAAGGAUCUGUCCUUAACAACCAGGUUUUUUGUAAUGAGAAAUAUAAAAUCUAUUGUGACUAGGACAGGUAUGUAGAAAAAUCACAUUAUGCAUCUUAUCUUAUGCUGUAACUGUCAGCGUAAAUCCCCACUAUCUAAUGUCACAGUGAGUUGGCUUGUACUAGUAUGUUGUUGAACCAGGUAAUACAAAUUGUAUUAUGGUGGUCUUAACUGUAACUAAUUCGUAAGUAUGGGGAUGCUAUUAACAAGUUAAUAGUGGAAAGGAAUUAGCUUUUUUCCACAGUUAACAUGUAUGGGUUUUGCUGUUUAUGGUGAGUGUUAAAAGAGUACACCUGAUAUAGCAUAUCUGGUGCUACUAAUUGUAGUUUGUGUAGUACAAAUGUGAUCCUUUCUCCAGGGUUGCAGCAUACUUCAGGAAAAGCAUUUACAGGCAGAAACAAACAGAAAACCUUCCUUGUUAUUGUGGCUUAAGAAGUGAUGAAAAGCAAAUGUUAAAAUGCAGAGCAUUUUGAAACUGGAACCAAACUUAAUUUGCCUGUUGUGGCAGAUAUUAAGAACUUGCUGUCAGAUCAUCACUGUCCAAAGUCCUAAAGCUUUUAUAGGCUAUAAAAGCUACAAGGAAUAUUGGUAGGGUAUGUUAUUUACACUCUGCUUCCCUCUCUUCAGAGGGUUAACAGAAUAAACUUGCACAUUUAUAUUAAAAAUACACAAUAUUUACCCCAUCUGAUAUAAAACUUUAAAUUUGAAGAAUUGGGAUCCUAUGUGGUAGACAGUUCCACUUUAAGAAGUUAUGCUGUGGAAAAGUGUCAUGUCCUGAAAGGAUCUUUGUGGUCUGAUAUUGCUCCUUGCAAAGAUAACGCUUUGAAAAGAAUCUGUUUUAUGUAUUACUGUAGCCACACAACAUGUAUGUGUAGAAUUAAUGUGACUAUGGUCUAGUAUUGUCAGUCACAAAACAGGUUUUCUCAGCUUUCAGUAUUAACCUAAAUAGGGUUAGUAUUUCAGAGCUCUGAUCAUUAUUUAUUUUUUAAAUGCACAAAAGAUACUGCAUUCCUUAUGCAAGCACAUGUUUCAUAGGGCUCUACAUUAUAGGCACAGGAAAUUGAACCAGAUCAUUCUGCUAAUAAUUAUUUAUGAAGUAGCUUAGUAUACAUGUUAAUCUUUAAAAACAAGUAAACCUUUGUCUGCUGUUAAACUUCUAAGAGGCCUUUUUAGCCACUUAAUUACAGUAUAUUUGAUAAUAUAGAAGUGUACUUCAUAAUUGGUGCCUACAUAAGAGAAAAAGAUUGAAAAUGUUGCUUCUAAAAUUGUGGAAAACUUGUGGAGCACAGGAAGGCACGCUUCUCUAAACCAGAGUUUUAAAGUGCCUCGAACUUUAUUUUAGUGUAAAGCCCUGUUCAUUUUGUACUCUUUCAAAUAAUUUUGUAUGCCUCUAGUAUUACUAAAAGCAGUGUGAGACUGCAAGUUGUCUGCUUCGUUGUGCUGUUUUAUAAUGCCAUUCUAAUACUCCUGGUGUGGUACUGCCUCAUCUCACUACCAUUUCUUAUAGAUGAUCAGCAGCUUGCUUCCUGCACAUUGCCACUCUGCUUAUAAGUAGUCAGGAGAUAUCACAGUACUAAUACAAGGUAAUAAGGAGCACAGCUUGUUUUUCUAGUGAGGGGAAACCAGAGGGGAUUUUGGCUUCCCAGAUAUUGGGGGAUGGAGAAGAGGAAGACUUCUAAAUUCAUGCAGGGAGACUUUAAACAAAUGGAAUAUUAGAAACCUUGCUACAAAGCUGGGAACAUUGGAACACCACAGCUCAGUGCCAGAAUUGCAUUUAUCAUUAUUGAGAGGAGGAAAAAGUGAUUUAACUGUAAUAUGUUAACUUCAUUAGUACUCAUAUAUUCUCAAACUUCACUGCUUGAUAAGUUUAAAGAAAUAGCAAUUCUGGCUUUAGGAAACCAGGCCCUGUGCAUCUAGUAUUACUUUCUUUUUAGAAAACAUUGAGUUCUCCUGAAUUUGAGCUUUAAUAUUGCUAAGUAGCAGGUCUGAUAUUUUAGAAGCGAGACAUCUUUUAACAAUUUUCAAUCCUGCUUUUCGUGUUACUGCACAAUCUUCCAAAAGGCCUUUAUUCUUCUCAUUGUUGCAUUAAGAAUAAUUUAAAAAUACUUUGUAAAAGCCACAUUUGAAUGCUAACUUUCUCUGCUUCUAUAGAAACAGUUACAAUUUUGUUUCCACUACUAAAGGUAGGAAUUUUUAAUACGCUUUUCACUGCUUCCAUGUCUCUAACGGCAGUAAUUUUGCAAAAUACUAAUGGCAAAAAGGUAAAUUGGAAACCAUAAUUGGAUGCAUUGUUAGUUUAUUUCAAAUUAAUUGGAACUUUCUUGAAAGAUUUCAGUGUUACCACCACAGUGGUACCAGACAGUAGUACCCCAGACUAUUACUAUCAGUCUUGACUCAUGCUUUUAGUUCCAAGUAGGAACAAUUUUGCUGUUAUGCCAGUAGUCUCAGUAGUCAUUUUCAUCUUCAUUAAUUUCUGUGAAUCAUCAAAAAAACAAGCAAAAAAGCCAACCUGACUGCUGUUUGAGCUUGUCAAGUUUAUGGGUUGACUUCUUGGAGCACGUGUUACAAAAAGAAGUGAAGAAUGGUGAUAAGGUGACUUGAUCCUGCUAUUUGUAUUUUUAGAUAAUAUUUAAGAUUGAGUCUUGUCAUUCUUGAUUAACAGUUUCUUGAAAGGUACAUUUUCUGUAAGUCCUUCAUAUCACUUCCAAGGGGUUGGGAUAAAGCAUGGAAAAUUCCUUAAGCUGUCACCUACCUCUGCAAGCAGGCUCUUCUUCUGAAUUAUAUUCUCUGCAUUGGCCUGAAUGAUAUAACUGACCUGCAUGUCUCUGGAGAACCUGAAGCUUCACUGAAAAUGUUUCUUGCACGUUCAUCGCUAUUAAGUUGUGCUUGAACAGCAAAGCUUUAUUCAGUACUUGUAAGAAAUGUUCUUUCUGCAAAGCUGUUCCUUCCAGGCUAAACUCCUACAGCAUUGUUUGACUGGUGAGCUAAGGUAGCUGCUUCUACCCCAAUAAGCUAACAGACACCCUCAGCCAACUAACCUGCUUUUGCAGCACGUUGUUUUCAGUUCUUUGAGAAAUAAACAGAUUCUGAUAUUUAUUUUUUUUUUCCCUAACGCUAUUUUAUUUUUCCAUUUUCCAGCUGUAGAAUAGUCCCUGGAGAAGGCCUUUCCAUCAGUGCAACAACAUUUCUUAGCCUCUUUCAUUAUGGUAGCCCAUUGCACAAAGAAUGAAAACCACUGACCUGAUCCUAAAUUUUGAAAACACCUUUUCCUCUAUAUACUACCUGAAACUUCCUUUUUAUGUCUGAAGCUAUAAAACAAACAAGCUUUACCUAAAAGUGCUGCUGCAGUAAGAAAACUUACAAGUGCUGAAGAAACCUACUUCAAAUAUAAUGAUCACCAUAUUAGUUUAUGGUCUACUAGAAAUGUUCAGAUGGAGGAAUUUCUUAUUGCAGAUGCUCAUUUUUGUCUGAUUGUUAAACCUCUGCACUUUUGAUAUUUUGAUAUUUUUCUUUAGCUUCUUUAAUUCCUUUUGUAGAAUGAUUUAUAUAAAUGCAGUGGUUUGUGCUCAUAGUCUCUCUCCAAUUUGGGCUUGUGAUAUUUGACUUCUGCAUCAGCAUGUGGCAGAGAUUUUUUGAGGACUCUAGGUUGUAGUUAGAAAAGAGUUUCAACAAAAAGCAGGAGCUCUGCUAAACUGUGCUGUGCUUCAGCAGCUUUUUAUUAUAAAAUAUUAAGCUUUAUAUGUCUAAAUUACUGAUUUUUUUUUUUUAACUGCCAUGUUAAUUAAGAAAUCCAGGGUAUUCAAAUUCUGGGGUUUUUUUCAUAUUGUAUUAUUAUUCUUAGGAAUAGUUCAAUGUAACAAGAAGAAAACUUGACUCUGCUCUGGUUAAAACAGUAAUAGGCACUUGAAAAAUAUUAAAGUAGUAUUACCUAUAAAUUCCAGAAUUCCUGGGUUCUAGGAAGUUGAAGUAUUAUUGAUUAACAGAAUUUUAUACAACUAUACCAGUUAAAUUCCAAAUUGGAAUUGUUUUGUUACUUUUUCAUUUUAUUGUGCCAAAUUAUGGUACAUCUAGAAAGUAAAAUUCUAAAGUUGUCAAUGAUAGGGUGUUAUAUAUCAGCGCCUUUCUGUCAUUAAUUAUUGCCAGUAGUGCCUUUAAUCGUUUUAAGGGAGACUCUUAGAAUAGCUUAGUCCAAGUCCUGUAACUUAGAAUAAAUGGAAAAGCUGUUUUGGAAUUUAUUGAAGACAUGGAGCAAUAAGUGAAACUGUGUGAACUCCCCCUUCGCACGUUUUAAUGGGUAGUCUUACAUAGAGAUUAUAUAUUCAAGGAAUUGUAACAAAUUCUGUUAGUCAGUGAUAUUUCAUCAGGCAAAUCCUUGCAAAUUCAGGGCUGUAGAGGAAAAAAAAACAAAAACAAACAACAAAACAAAACCAUCAAACUAAACAAACCCAAAUACACUGUGGGAACCAAACAGACUCAUGUUGAACAAAGAAGCAAGAUAUAUUAACACAUCUGUGAUAACAGUACAGAAAGCAUAUUGGGAUUGCUGGUAUUACGUUAGCUUUGUUGGUGGUGGAUGCAUUUAACUAUAGUAUUGUUUGCGAAUGUGAACAGCAAAGCAUUGAUAUCUUCUCUUGCAUGUUGUAUCUAAUUGUAAUUUCAGGAAACAGAAACAGAGAAGUGCAUCAACAAGCUGUGCCUAUUGCUCAGCUGUUUGUUGAGGCUCACAUGAAUGAUUAAAUUGGUACUUGCUGAGGGGGAGCAUUCCCACUACUCAAAAAAAGUUCAAAUUGAAAUAAUAUUGACAGUGGGGAAAAGAUUUCUGUUUGCUGGAAAGAACAUUAUUAUUCCUAGACGUGGGGACUUGUACUUCCAUUUCUGUUACAGUAUUGAUUCAUAAGAAAUAUUGUUACAUUUAAAAUAACUACAUUUGUAUGUGGGUAUUUAUUUGGAAUGAUGUCCAAGUACUGUAUUAUGUUUUAUGUGCAUUACCUUUUAGUGGUGGAUUGGUCUCCAUUUAACAUCAUAUGCAUGUAUUCCUGCCAAGUAACCUUUACACAGAUCUGGAAAAAAAAGUAAAUAAAAAAAAAAACGACCAACAAAAAAACACAAAAAAAAAAGAGAAUGUGGAAACUUCUGUGAAGUGUAACUGUGUGUCCAUGGGUGACCUGAGGGGUAAAGAGGGCAAAACCUUACUUCCAAAUUAAUAGAAAUAUGUUUAAUGUAGGAAAGAUCUGCCUGCGUAAAGGUAGUCACAUCGGCAGUAUCAAUAAAAGAAAACAGGAAUUGCA